Molecule: messenger RNA, 1016 nt
Organism: Trametes versicolor FP-101664 SS1
Lineage: Eukaryota; Fungi; Basidiomycota; Agaricomycetes; Polyporales; Polyporaceae
Product: HMG-box
Exons: 4
Coding region: 67-846 (259 amino acids)
Source: RefSeq, a predicted model, not a curated record
GCGUCGCGUCGCGUCUACGUCUUUCAAAAUCCAACAACACUUCAACUUCGUCAAAACAAAGCGGCCAUGGCUUCCGACAAUGCGGCACAGCUGGAGUAUCACAAGAUGCAGCUCGUGGGCAGCCUCAACGCGCUCGCCCACAACAUGCGCGAGUGCGCGGCCAUCGCAGACGCGUUCGUGCACACGCUCAACUAUGGUUCCAACCCCCAGCCCUUCCCGCCCCUCGGCGCGAACGGCCAGUUCCCCAUGACCAUGGUCCCUAUGCCGGUGGCUCACGACGAUGGCAAGAAGCGCAAGGCGCGCGGGGAUGACAAUGAGGCCAAGAAGCGGGCCAAGAAGAUUAAGGAUCCCAACGCGCCGAAGCGGCCUGCGUCGUCGUACAUCCUCUUCCAGAACGACGUCCGUAGUGAGCUCAGGAAGAAGAACCCCGAGAUGCGCAACAAUGAGCUCCUGAGCCACAUUGCCAAGCUGUGGUCCGAGAUGCCGCAGGAGCAGAAGGAGGCGUACGAAGCGCGUAACAGGUCUGAGAAGGACCGAUGGCUCGCGGAGAAGGCCGUUUACGAGUCUACCGGCAAGGCUGGUGAGCCGUCGGGUAUUCCAAUGCAGAUAGCCCCGGUGCCGAUUGUGGCCCCCAUCAAGGCCCCCGUGCCUCCCCCUGUCGCGGCGACCCCGUCGUCCUCCGAUGAUACCUCAGGCGAGGACGACAGCGAGGACGACUCCAGCUCGGAUGUCGAUGAGUCCGCGAUUCCUCCGCCCAAGAAGUCGAAACGGGAGGUCGCUGUAGCCCCCGCAAAAGACGAGGCCACACCGAAGAAGGAGAAGAAGCAUAAGAAAGCGAAGGCGUAAAGGGGCUUCGGCGCUGCUUGUAUGUUUGCUUACGCGGAUAUGUCCCUCGUUCUUGAUGCUGGGCGUGGCUUGAUGACCCUUUCGAACUUGUUCAUAAGAUAGUAGUGCUGCUUGUUCAUAAUUACGAGUUAUGGCACUGAGGUGCGCUUGAUCAAAAUUCCUGUUUCCCG